Molecule: messenger RNA, 216 nt
Organism: Sphenostylis stenocarpa
Lineage: Eukaryota; Viridiplantae; Streptophyta; Magnoliopsida; Fabales; Fabaceae
Source: the annotation of a GenBank genome assembly
AUGGCAUACACAGUAGGCAAUUCAAGAACCCUAUUUUUGCAUCACGUUUGUCAAUGGAAUGUGCGCUUGUCUAGGGCUAAGUCAUGGGGUCCUAUUAGUGGUAGGUUGUGGGGAAUGCUAAGAUACUUUGGUGCCCUAGUUGGUCCAUUUGAGUGCUAUGGGGAUGAUAACUACCCGCGCAUGCCAUGGUUUAACCCUUUUGGUAUAACAUAUUAG